AUGUCCCAGUGCAACCACCCCUACGGCGAGUGUCUCUACGACGCCGGCGACCGACUUGUCAUCCGCCUGAUUGAGGAGGGCAGGUCCUGGGAUGAGUACCAGCCAGAAGAGCAAGAACUCUGGCAGGAGCUGUUUCGGCGACACCCGCACUUCAACGACCAGGCCACGACCGCCGGAGAGUCGUCAGUGCAGUCGAGGGGUGUGGCCAAGCGUCUCUCUCGCGCCCAUUCCCUGGCGACUGUCGCCCCCUCCAUCUCCGACCUCUCCAACUGGGGAACCCUCCCAUCCAGCCCCACCGGCCUCCCCCGCCGCGCCCUCCUCCGGAAGCAGGAGCAGACAACAGCUCAGUGGGCAGAGGCAACAGCAGCCGCCAAUGCGAGGGCCGCGGCUUCCGCUGUGUCCCCGACCGGCAGGCCCGGUCCCGGCGCCACUCCGAGUCCCAGGCGUGCGCUCCCGCUGUCCCCCCUCCGGCAACAGCGACCUCCAACGACUCCGUUUUUCGCGCCGCGGUCCUUUUCUCUCCCGCAGCAGCAGCAGCACGGUCAGCACCAGCCCCCUACCCAACAUAAUUACCUCCGACCCCUGAACAUCGUAGCCAACGACGGAGGAGGAGCAGCAGAUGAAGCAGCACCCCUACACGAUACCAACACCGGCGAGGAAGAAGACGACGAGGACGACGGCCUAGACGCCCAACGCGACGCCGCCAUCGCGCAAUUCGUCGCCAUCCGCUACCGCAUGAACCGCACCAUGCAAACGCUGCAGCGCGACGAGGCCGAGCUGUGGUCCCUGUGCGGGUAUCUGCACGACCUGGGCUGGUUCGACGCCGGCGGCGGCGGUGGUGCUGCUCCCGCUCCGAGGCAAGGGGGACCGGAUGACGAUCGGGGUUGGGAAGACGACAAACACCACCACGGGCUCAAAUAUCGGGAUCCGGAACCGAAUACCGUCAAGAAAUACCGGGACUGGGAUCCAGAGACCCGGAUCGCCGGUGUCUCAAGGCGGAGGAGGCGGAGGAGGUGGAGAAGAGAGCAGUGGCAAUGGCUAUAA
Messenger RNA from Phialemonium atrogriseum, 1044 nucleotides. RefSeq lists its product as uncharacterized. The transcript has 4 exons. The record is from RefSeq and is a predicted model, not a curated record. Lineage: Eukaryota; Fungi; Ascomycota; Sordariomycetes; Cephalothecales; Cephalothecaceae. The coding region runs from base 1 to 1044 and encodes 347 amino acids.